AUUUCAAAAUAAUUCAAACGUUUCGCGACUGUUCACCAGUACGGACGUCCCGCCAGCAGCUAGCGAUAUCCCAAACUUAACCCUCGAUCCUGGAGACAGUGGAAAGGUUCCCAAAUUUCCUGGUUCAACAUUCAGACGGUAUCGUGUCAUUUCCUGUGAGUGUGUUAAGGUGGAUACUAGGAAGGAAAUAAUUUUUCCGAUUGUUCGAUUAGUGCGAGCUUCUGUUGCGGAUACAUCCGGUUGAUUUUUUGUUCCUUUACUUGCGCGCGUGAUUUUUUUGUACGAAAAAAAAGUGCCGCACGAAACCGGACAGUGCCGGAUACAGUGAUCGUUUGUGUAGACGCACUAACUGACAAGAUGAUGGAAAAGGAACCAGAUUCGAUGGCGGUCACCAUGAAGCAGGAUUAUGCCGCUAGUGAAGUCUAUAGCACUACCAGCGAGGCACCACCUGCAUACAAAAUCCGGCCGGCCAACUCGGUUAAAAUCGCCAGGAUCGUGGCCCUGACGGUGAUCGCAUCCGCCUUCAUCCUGGGUUCGUUCAUGCUAGCUUCGACCUACCUGCAAGCGAAGCAGUCCUGCGAUCAGAUGCAAACCCUCGACGCUGUCCUGAACAAGGAACUGAUGCUGGAGGCGAUGCAACAGGAGCUCCCAAAAGCGCAAGCCUUGAUGCAAGAUCACCUGUCCGCUGACGAAUCCAACCUGCAGACUAUUGACCGGGAAGAGAAACCACAGAACAAGAAGCCGGAGUUGGAGAAGAAGGAAUCGGCCGAAAAUAACGAAUCCGAAGACGAUGAUGAAUCGGCAGCCGAUGGCGAAAGUGGCGAAAGCGCGGACCUGAACACCAAUCGGAUACACGUCAAGCUUCCGCUGGAUUUGAACUUGAGCGAGCUGGCCCAUGCGAUGCUCAAGGAAAACCAAAAAUCCAAAAUGAACUGCGUAGUGGAACGACGCCGGUCGGAAGAAAUGGUCGACUCUCCUUACAAGACCAUGCGGCUGCCAUUCGGAAUGGAGUACAACAUGGAACCUAAGAAGCAGAAGGUUACCGGUGAACGAAUUGCUAUCUUCUGCGAGACCGGAAACGAACCAAAGAACGAAGACGCUGAACCAGUCCGUCAGGUGCUGAUCCCGAUCCCACCAGUCCGUGCCUUCGGCCCGAUCACUCACCUGCCCCACCAGAUGCCCCCACAAACGAUGAUGCGUCAGAUGCCACGUCCAAUCUUCCCCAUCCCAAUCAUGAACCACCAAGGCGCCCAACAGAUGCCACCGAUGCCGGCACAGAUGAUACAAGCUCCCCAUCCAGAGUCCCCGAUGAUCCGCCCCAACUUUCUCGCUCAGCCCCAGCAGUUGAUUCAGCCCCAACAGCUCAUUCAGCCACCACAGCAACCACAACAGCAGCCGCAGCAGCAACAACAGCAGCCAACCUUCCCCCAGCAGAUGCAGCCACCACGUGCUGAAGUGCGAAUCCAGUUCCAGCGUAUCCCAAUUCCGGAAAUGAUUCGCCCCUUCCUACCGCCACAGUUUAUGCGCAAUGGACAGGAACAGCCAGAGGUGCAGGUCCGUGAGGUUCCACUGGAGAUGGCGCUGCAAAAAGUCGGACUGUCCGCCGAUGAACUGAAGGAUAUUCAUGAAAUCGCCGCCCAGAAGUUCACCGAGCAACUGAAACAGCUGAUCGGAGAAAUGGCCGAUUCUGAAGAAAGCGAAGAGGAAACAGAUUCGUAUCGCACCACCCCAGCCCAAGAACCAGCCUCUCAGCACUCUGAGGAACGGGAACUCCAGGAACAACAACCACCACGCCCUCAGGAGCCUGAGGCUCAGCCUCAGAACAACCCCGAACCCCAAAUCCUUCCAAUGGGACGUUCCCAGUAUGCCCGUUCUCUGGUAAACCCGAUCAAUCUUCCCGGUAAGGUUGUAGAAACGUCCGUUUCGGACGAGGAAGCGGAACGUCCACACUACGUCCAACCACGAUCGGUUUAGGAAUUGCAAAGUCAGUAAUACAAAAAAACGAAACGUGCUAGUGUUCUUCGAAAACAUUCCCGCACGUUUGCUCAUGUGAUUGUAAAAAAAAUAUGAAGAAAUGGUAGAUUCAAGAGCAGCAACAUUCAAUAAGAAAAAAAAGUUUAAAGAGUAUUAUUCACCGGCACUAAUUUGAGUAAAGGAGGAUGCUAAAACUAGAAUCUCAUUCAGGAUGCUUUUCUCUAGAAAAUGUGUAAAUAAGGCAAUAAAGUCAGAGAAAAUAUCGCCGAAAUCCCUCCAUCUAACAAACGAAAAUGUCAGAACCUAGUUGUCAGCAACUAAAAAUUCAAACCGGAGGUCUUUUGAUAUAGUAUACAUUGAAAGGUUUCCUAAGUAGCGAUAGUGAAGUAGUGAUGAAACAAAAGAAUAUAUUGUUUAAAAAGUUUUUAAAGUAAACUUGAAAAUAACGUACAAUCGGAUUAGUACCAAUCCACCCAAAUUUUAUGAUUUUGAACAAAUUUAAUAAAGAUGUUCUAUAUAAAA
Messenger RNA from Topomyia yanbarensis, 2496 nucleotides. It is a transcript of the gene Msr-110, whose product is annotated as transcription factor SPT20 homolog. The transcript is spliced from 6 exons. The record is from RefSeq and is a predicted model, not a curated record. Lineage: Eukaryota; Metazoa; Arthropoda; Insecta; Diptera; Culicidae. The coding region runs from base 358 to 1974 and encodes 538 amino acids.